GGAGCAGUAACUUAACUGCUAUUACUUACCCCCUUAAAUACAAACCCUCUAUUUUAUCCGCUUGAACAGUGUCCGAAAGUGAGAAAUCAAAAGAGAGAUUCUCAUUCUCGGAGUAGCUUUUUCUAUUUGGCCUCUUCUUUUUCCAGUAUUCGUUUCUCCCCUUUUUGAAAUUUUUUAUUAUUCGUCUUGAAUAUUGGUCGGAUUAAUUUAAUUAUAAAGCUUUGCUUCUAGAUCACGCUUGAGCAAGUUUAGAGAAAAAAAAAAGGCAGUUUCAGUUGGGGAUGUGUGGUGUGGUGGCUGUGGUCAUAACCGUGACUCACUCACACAAUUAGUUAACUUCAUUGAGAUUGAUGUUAGAUAUGGCGGAAGUGAGAGGAAGGGACACGUGGACGGAGGAGCUGGCGAGUCUGAUAGAGGAUUCCGGAGUACGCUACGGCGGAGAUCCACUGGAUUUGGACAUGUCCUCGAGGACGUCGUUUGAGGUGAGGAGAUCGGUGUACGCACCUCAAGCUCAAGCUGAGUCGGUGGAAUCGGGGGAGAGCUUCAAGGAGCAGGCUGUGGGGUUUGUGAUGGCUUGGUGUGAGAUUCUCAUGGAGUUAGGCAGAGGUUGUAGAGACAUUCUGCAACAGAACCUUAUGAACGAGGAUUCCUAUGUAGUGAAGAAGCUUUCUGGGCCUUGUGCUAAGGUUUCCAAGAGGUUGAGGUUUCUCAACGACUUUCUCCCCGAAGAUCGCGAUCCUGUUCACGCUUGGUCCGUUGUGUUCUUCGUUUUUUUUCUUGCGCUCGCAGCUAUUAGUGUAGAUCCCAACCGUGAUGCUGUAGCUCCUGUGAUGAAGGUCCGCAAGCAUCCUCCUAGUGCUAGUCGUGUGCUACUUCCUGAUGGUAGAUAUGUGGCUUAUUGUGAGCAUGGUGUUUCUGCGGACACAGCUAGAUUUUCACUUGUUGCUCCACAUUCUUUUCUUUCAUCCAGACUAGCAGGUUUACCUGGAGUUAAAGCAUCAUUGCUUGAAGAGUACGGUGUUCGCUUGGUCACAUAUGAUCUUCCCGGUUUUGGGGAGAGUGAUCCUCAUCCCAACAGAAAUCUUAACUCAUCUGCUAUGGAUAUGUUGCAUCUAGUCAAUGCUGUCAAUGUUAGUGAUAAGUUCUGGUUACUGUGCCACUCUAGUGGAUGCAUUCAUGCUUGGGCUGCUCUCAGAUUCAUUCCCGAGAGAAUUGCAGGUGCAGCUAUGUUGGCUCCUAUGAUUAAUCCAUAUGACCCACACAUGACUAAGGAUGAGAUGAAAAGAACUUGGGAGAAGUGGCUACCAAGGAGGAAAAUGAUGUAUUCCUUGGCUCGUAGAUUUCCAAAACUUCUCGCUUUUUUCUACCAGAAAAGCUUCUUGCCUGAAAAGCAUGACGAAAUUGAUAAGCUGCUCUCUUUGUCGCUAGGAAAGAAGGAUAAACUUUUAAUUGAAGAACCAGAAUUUGAGGAAUUUUGGCAGAGGAGUGUGGAGGAGUCAGUUCGUCAGGGAAACAUACACUCAUUUAUUCAGGAAGCUGUUCUGCAGGUAUCAAAUUGGGGUUUUGACAUUGAAGAACUUCACGUGCAGAAGAAGUGUCAAACAAGAGGCAUACUUCUUUGGUUGAAAUCCAUGUACAGUCAAGCAGAAUGUGAAUUAGCAGGAUUUCUUGGCCUUACACACAUAUGGCAGGGAUUAGAUGAUAGGGUGGCCCCACCAUCAAUGAUGGAAUAUAUAGAACGGGUUUUGCCAGAGGCUGACAUCCAUAAGCUUCCAAACGAGGGCCACUUCUCUUAUUUCUUUUAUUGUGAUCAGUGCCAUAGGCAGAUGUUUGCCACUCUCUUUGGAAAUCCUCAAGGUCCGGUUGAACGACAAGAGGAAACUGCAUUCGAGGAGGAUAAGGAAGAGGUUUUACAAGCAGUUGUUUGACUGCUUCUAUUGUUAAAUGACUCGUAACUGCAGAUGUGCACGUCUUAGGUUGGAUGUAAAUACCACAGGUGGCUCCGCUGCUCGGUGGAGCUUGAAAGAAGAGAAUGCUAAUUUUUAUUCUCAUCAGAAUUUUGAACCGCAAGAGCUUUUGGAGAUAUAGGUAAAACACGAAUGUCACAUGCAUUUUUUUCCCCUUCUCUCCCCUCCCUAAGCAAAUUGUACCUUAAACCCUGUCUAAUUAGUUGGUUCUACUACUUCCACUUGUAGUCAUUUUUGAAAAAUUUACAUGAAUAUUAGACAUUUAUAAACAUUUGAAAUUUUACAAAAGUACUUAAAAGAGAAUGAAAGAAAUGUUAUUAGAAUAAGC
Molecule: messenger RNA, 2295 nt
Organism: Abrus precatorius (Indian licorice)
Lineage: Eukaryota; Viridiplantae; Streptophyta; Magnoliopsida; Fabales; Fabaceae
Exons: 6
Coding region: 351-1928 (525 amino acids)
Source: RefSeq, a predicted model, not a curated record